AUGCGGGAGCUUCUCAAGGCAAACGCGCAGGUGGACAUCCGCACCAACACGGGGCACACAUGCCUGCAUGCCGCCGCCAGGCGCGGCAGCCUUUCGGUGGUCGACCAGCUGCUGGCGGCGGGCGCUGGCGAGGACCUGGAGUAUCAUGCCGGCGAUGGAGCGACCGUGCUGUGCUCCGCUGUCAGGGGGAUCCUCCAGUGGCAGGUCGACACGUGGACAGCUGGCGACUCGGCAGCCAAGGAGGCAGCUGAGAGGACGGCGGGUGCCACGGUGGUGGUGCGCCGCCUGCUGGCCGAGGGAGCCAACCCCAGCCAGCACUUUGGCGAGUUGGGGCCCACCCCGCUCCACAUUGCAGCCCAGGGCGGCCCCCUCACGCCCUUUGAUGGCAUCGUGGCGGCCCUGCUGGAGGCGGGGGCCAACCCAGAGGAGCCCGACAACCGUGGGAUGACCCCCGUCGACACUGCGGCGCUGCAGGCCAGCCUGAGGCCCAACCAUGCGCCGACGCUGGAGAUGCUGCGAGCAGCGGCUGCCAACAGGGAUGGCCUGGAGCGCAUCGAGGUGGAGGACGGCAGCACGCUGGCGGGGCUGAAGCUGGCCAUCCAGCAGAAGCUGGGGGUUCCUCUGGCGGACAUGCUGCUCUCCAAUAAUGCGCAGCUGCUCACUGCCAAGAAUGCGGCCGGCUUCAGCGACAUGCUGGACAACUCGGCCAGCCUGCGGCAGCUGGGCGUGCAUCACGGGGACAUGGUCUUCCUGCUCUACCACUUUGAGCGCCAGGUGGAGCCCGUGUUCCGGCCCAAGGACUGGGAGCGGCGCCCCUUUGGCGCGCACAUGGACGUGGCGGCCAUGGUGGCGGCGCAGACGCGCAUCGAGCGCCAGGACACGCCCCACGCCGCCUCCGCCUCCUUCGACUUUGCCACAACCAACGCCUUCCAGUCCUACGUCUCCUCCGCCAUCGUCUUCUCCAUCAAGCGGGGGGGCAUCAUGUGGUGGUACGUGCGCUGCGAGGGAGGGUGGGCGAAUACUGGACAGGAUCGAAUGGACGAGGAGGGCGCCGUCUUUGUGAAUGCGGUGUACGAGCCGCCGCAGCAGGGCUCCGCCGACAGUCUGUCUCUGGAGCGGGGCACCCCAGAGGAGCGGCAGGCGGACUUCAUCGCAGAGCGGCUGGGGUGGCGCAAGGUGGGCUGGAUCUUUGCUCAGUCCACCAAGGAGCGGGACUUCAUCAUGACUGGGGAGGAGGUGUGCCAGAUGGCGGGCAUACAGGACGAGAUGGGGGAGCAUGCGGUGACGGCGGUGGUGGCCACCUGGCCUGGGGAGGAUGGGCAGCCGGAAGUGCACUUCGAGGAGCCAGGGGAGGCUGCCCCCGUCAUCGUGGCGGGCAAGGACCUGGGCGAGGUGGACAACGACUACUUCCUGGUGCCGGUGGCGGUGAGGGACCACGAGGGGCCGCUGGAGACCAAGUUCCCGCUGGAAAACAGGCUGCUGCCACAGGGCAUGCCGGAGCUCAAGGCGCACCUGCAGGCGCGGCGCUCCGCCCCCUACUGGGCCCGCAUCGCCGACUUCCACCUCCUGCUCUUCCUGGCGCGGCAGCCCAACCUGGAGGAGCCAGAGGUGGGACUGCUGGUGGAUGCGGUGCGCGACAAGGCGCCCGUGCCAGAAGGGUUCCAAAUCAUCAUCGACUCCAUGGCGGGCCUCUAG
Chlorella variabilis is the source of this 1695-nucleotide messenger RNA. RefSeq lists its product as hypothetical. Gene Ontology annotation, molecular function: ubiquitin binding; ubiquitin protein ligase binding. The record is from RefSeq and is a predicted model, not a curated record. The coding region runs from base 1 to 1695 and encodes 564 amino acids. Lineage: Eukaryota; Viridiplantae; Chlorophyta; Trebouxiophyceae; Chlorellales; Chlorellaceae. Gene Ontology annotation, cellular component: nucleus. The transcript is spliced from 12 exons. Gene Ontology annotation, biological process: ubiquitin-dependent protein catabolic process.